Ricinus communis (castor bean) is the source of this 3360-nucleotide messenger RNA. Its product is annotated as probable UDP-N-acetylglucosamine--peptide N-acetylglucosaminyltransferase SEC. Gene Ontology annotation, biological process: protein O-linked glycosylation. The coding region runs from base 243 to 3182 and encodes 979 amino acids. The record is from RefSeq and is a predicted model, not a curated record. The transcript is spliced from 27 exons. Gene Ontology annotation, molecular function: protein binding; protein N-acetylglucosaminyltransferase activity. NCBI's taxonomy places the organism in Eukaryota, Viridiplantae, Streptophyta, Magnoliopsida, Malpighiales, Euphorbiaceae.
GCUAAAAUUUGAUACUUCUAUUUCUUCAGUUUUUUUUUUCGAAUAUUAAAAAAAAUAAAAACUUAAGAAGCUAAAAGCUCGAAGAAAAACCCCAAUUUUCUUUUUCUUAAUUGAAGCUAGGGUUUUUCUUAAUCGAGUCCAGUGUUUGUUGUUUCUUUGAUCCUCUGAGAAUUUUGGAUCUGAUCUGGAUGAUCGGAUUUUGGCGGGGAAGUGGUUGAUUUUGUGGUUUUAGAGAGAUCGAGAUGAUUUCUUUACAGAACGGACCUCGGGUUGCCGCUCAGCUCGGCUCGGCGUCGGCUUCAGUGGCUCGGGACGAACCUGGCUUCCAGGUGAAGCUUGAACCAUCAUCGUCUUCGCUGAGUUUGGUGCCUUUUAAGAGCCGUGAUUCUCACCAUGAAGUUGAUGAAGACAUGCACUUGGCCCUUUCUCAUCAGUUGUACAAGGCUGGCAACUAUAAACAGGCACUGGAACAUAGCAAUACAGUUUAUGAGAGAAGUCCACUUCGUACUGAUAAUCUACUUCUUUUGGGUGCUAUUUAUUACCAGUUGCAUGAUUAUGAUAUGUGCAUUGAGAAAAAUGAGGAAGCUCUUCGACUUGAACCACGUUUUGCCGAGUGUUAUGGAAACAUGGCGAAUGCUUGGAAGGAAAAGGGUGACAUUGAUCUUGCAAUUCGUUAUUAUUUGAUUGCCAUUGAGCUCCGACCCAAUUUUGCUGAUGCUUGGUCAAACUUAGCUAGUGCAUACAUGCGAAAAGGGCGGCUUAAUGAGGCAGCGCAGUGCUGUCGGCAGGCGCUAGCAUUGAAUCCUCUAUUGGUUGAUGCUCAUAGCAAUCUUGGGAAUCUAAUGAAGGCACAAGGGUUGGUGCAAGAAGCAUACAGUUGUUAUCUUGAGGCUUUACGCAUACAACCAACUUUUGCUAUUGCAUGGUCAAAUCUUGCUGGUCUCUUCUUGGAGUCUGGUGACCUUAACAGAGCUCUUCAAUAUUAUAAGGAAGCUGUAAAGCUCAAGCCUACAUUUCCCGAUGCCUACCUAAACCUUGGAAAUGUUUAUAGGGCAUUGGGAAUGCCCCAAGAGGCCAUUGUGUGUUACCAGCGAGCUGUUCAGACCCGGCCAAACUAUGCGGUAGCUUUUGGAAAUUUGGCCAGUACGUAUUAUGAACGAGGUCAACUGGAUUUGGCAAUUCAUCACUACAAGCAAGCUAUUGCCUGUGAUGGAAGAUUUUUGGAGGCUUAUAAUAAUUUGGGUAAUGCUCUAAAAGAUGUUGGUAGAGUGGAGGAAGCAAUCCAAUGUUAUAAUCAAUGCCUUGCGUUACAACCUAGCCACCCACAAGCACUCACCAACCUUGGGAAUAUAUAUAUGGAAUGGAACAUGGCAUCUACUGCUGCUUCAUAUUAUAAGGCUACAUUGGCUGUCACAACAGGGCUAUCUGCUCCUUUCAAUAAUCUUGCUGUAAUUUAUAAACAACAGGGAAAUUACGCGGAUGCUAUAUCUUGCUACAAUGAGGUUCUCCGCAUUGAUCCCUUGGCAGCUGAUGGACUUGUAAAUAGGGGCAACACAUACAAAGAAAUUGGUCGAGUAAGUGAUGCGAUUCAGGACUAUAUACGCGCUAUCACUAUACGGCCAACUAUGGCUGAAGCACAUGCAAAUUUGGCUUCAGCUUAUAAAGACAGUGGACGUGUGGAGGCUGCUGUGAAGAGCUAUAGACAGGCAUUGCUUCUUCGACCAGACUUCCCUGAAGCCACUUGUAACCUUCUGCAUACUUUACAGUGUGUAUGUUGUUGGGAGGAUCGCGAUAAGAUGUUUUCGGAAGUUGAAGGGAUUAUCCGGAGGCAGAUUACUAUGUCUGUCCUCCCUAGUGUGCAGCCUUUUCAUGCUAUUGCCUAUCCCAUUGAUCCAAUGCUAGCUCUUGAUAUCAGCCGUAAAUAUGCAGCCCAUUGCUCCAUAAUUGCAUCUCGAUUUGGACUUCCUCCAUUCAACCAUCCUCCUCCAAUUCCUAUAAGGCGCGACCGUGGAAGUGAGAGGCUUAGGAUUGGUUAUGUGAGCAGUGACUUUGGUAAUCACCCUUUGUCACACCUUAUGGGAUCUGUUUUUGGCAUGCACAACAGAGAAAAUGUGGAGGUUUUCUGCUAUGCAUUGAGUCCAAAUGAUGGUACUGAAUGGAGGCAGCGUAUCCAGUCUGAAGCUGAGCACUUUGUAGAAGUUUCUGCAAUGUCAGCAGAUAUGAUUGCCAAACUGAUUAAUGAGGAUAAAAUACAGAUCCUUAUCAACCUUAAUGGCUAUACCAAGGGUGCCAGAAAUGAAAUAUUCGCUAUGCAACCUGCACCCAUCCAAGUGUCAUACAUGGGAUUCCCUGGGACAACAGGGGCUACAUACAUUGAUUACUUGGUUACUGAUGAGUUUGUUUCUCCUACACGCUACUCACAUAUUUAUUCAGAAAAGCUUGUUCACAUGCCCCAUUGCUACUUCGUGAAUGAUUACAAACAGAAAAACCUGGAUGUCUUGGAUCCAACAUGCCAACACAAGCGAUCAGAUUAUGGUCUCCCAGAAGAUAAAUUUAUAUUUGCAUGCUUUAACCAAUUGUACAAGAUGGAUCCUGAAAUCUUUAAUACUUGGUGCAACAUCCUCAAACGUGUACCCAACAGUGCGCUUUGGCUACUUAGGUUCCCAGCUGCAGGCGAAAUGAGACUCCGUUCAUAUGCUGUCUCGCAAGGGGUGCAACCAGAGCAAAUCAUUUUCACUGACGUUGCCAUGAAACAAGAACAUAUUAGGCGCAGUGCUUUAGCAGAUCUAUUCCUCGACACGCCGUUGUGUAAUGCACAUACCACAGGGACAGAUAUUUUAUGGGCAGGUUUACCAAUGGUAACACUGCCUCUUGAGAAAAUGGCUACAAGGGUUGCUGGAUCACUGUGUCUGGCCACUGGACUUGGGGACGAGAUGAUUGUUAGCAGUAUGAAGGAAUAUGAAGAGAAAGCAGUGUCCCUGGCGUUGAAUCGACCGAAGCUUCAGGCUCUUACCAAUAAACUGAAGGCAGUCCGUAUGACUUGUCCUCUUUUUGAUACACCCCGAUGGGUCCAAAAUCUGGAAAGGGCAUAUUUCAAAAUGUGGAAUAUCCAUUGCUCGGGCCAGCAGCCCCAACACUUUAAAGUAACCGAGGAUGAUUCUGAGUUCCCAUAUGAUAGAUAAAAUGGGGGAGAGAAUAGACGGCAUUGUAGAUAAAAAGCAAGAGGAAUUGAUAGAUUAUUUAGAUUAAGAUUAUAUGAGGAAUACAAUGGGUUUCAAAAUUAUUCAGACAAUGAAAUUGUGAUGUGCUUGUUGUAAUCAUUAAUAUUAAUAUUAAUGGAGAAGAAGAAAUAUUGAUAUC